CAACAACAGGCAGGGCUGUGCCAGGCACCGGGGAGAGAGACGGAACCGAGCAGCGGUGCCGGCCCCCAGCAGCCUGGGAACAGAAAGGGAGGCGGAGGCCGGUCCAGCUGGGCAUCCCUGAGAGGAAGAGGAGGGUGGGGGGUGAAGGUCACGAGGGUGGAGGUGGAGGUGACGUUCAGGCUCACGGGGCCCCUCCUGGGAGCUCAGCUGGCUGAGCCGGACGUGAGCAGGGAGGCUCUCCCCAGCCUGGGAGAAUGCAUGGCCACGCUUGGCAGGGAGGUGCCGCCGGGGCCGGCCUGGGAGUGCUGGCCGUUGGUCUCCUUUCUGACUGAUGGGAGAGCAUCUGGACUGGAGACGGUCAGCAGGGUGCAGGGCCAGCACGUGGGCUGGGAAUGUGCCCUCCGGCAGUUUGGGAAGCCGAGGCAUCCCGGAGUGGGGACCGGGAUCUGCGCCCUGGGGACUGCUGGACGAGACCAGAGGUGGCUGCUUCGGUGGGGGAACCGCUCCCGCCUCUCCUACUGCCUGUGCUCUGCUCCUGGGUCAGCGGGCAAAAGUCCAAGGCUCGGCAGCCCCGGGGCAGCGGCAAGAUCACUGGCACAGGGACCUCCGGCCGAGAGAGAGGAGAGUGACCGCCAGGAGUUACCAGAGACCGGGUGCAGGUGUGCCGGUGCCGAGGUUCGGCCAGCGCCAACUUCCGCCUCUCACAGCAGCCAGCGGCUUUCCCCGUCACAGCUGCCCAGGCCCCCAGCGGCAGGGGCAGAGCAGGCUUUGGCCCCCAGCCCUGCCUGCCAGCGCCGCGUGGACUCCAGACCAGCAGCUGGCCGUGGGGCCGAGCGGAGUGCCGAGACCCAUUCAGCUGGCCGCGAGCCCUGCUCCCCAGAUGCAGAUCCGGCAGGGCGACGGCAGGCCGCACAGGAAGCCCAGGUGCAGCAGGGCCUCGGGAAGGGUGGGGGCCGUGCAGAGACCCGGCGGCCGGGCAGGAAGGCCACGGGGCAGCGUGACCCCGGGCGGAGGCUGCAGGACACCAAGGUCGCCCAGGCCCGGAGGAAACCUCUGUGGCAGCUCUGCCCUCCCUGCAGGUUCUGCUUCCUGGCUCUGGCCCCGAGCCCGGGAGGUGACCUGCUGUGUCCCCGCCCACCCUUCCCCCAUGUGGUGUCCAGGCUCUUGGCCCCGCCUUCCCACCCCUUCCCCACAGAGCAGAGGUCACCUGAGCCCCCCCACCGCACCCACCCAGCGUCCUCAGCCCCCCGGGCCAGGGGACUCACCGUGGCCUGCCCCAGAGCCACAGGGGUCUCAGGGCCCCUCUGGCCCCAGCCCCGCCCAGCCUCUUGACGGGCACCCAGCCCCCAGCCCCCGCUGUCCCUGCGCUCACCUUGCCCGGGCGUGUGGGGUGACACUGAGGAGGCACUGGCUUUCCCUGGGCCCCCCUCCCAGGUGCAGACCAGCAGGUGCAGUGCCCCCCAGCAAGGUGGGGAGGGACCCCCUGGGCUGAAGCUGGAGGGCCCCUCCCCCAGCCAGUCCCGGGCCCCUGGGAUAUCCUCAGCCCUCCACCAGCACCGAGCAUCCUGAUUUCGGCCAGUGGCUGGUUGCCAUGGAAAUGUCCUUGGGACGUGGCGUGGAGAGGGCAGGAGAGGGAGAGGGAAGCCCCUCCACUCCUGCGGAGCCGCUGUCCGGGGACUCCCCUUCCCCGCCCACCAAGCCCAGGGCACCGGGAUGCCAGACCGGCGUCUUCCUCCCUGGAGAAGACCCUGCUUGGGCUGCUGCCACUCUGCCUGGCGGCCGGCGCAGGUGGGGAGGGAGGGGCCGGGCAAAUGAGCGAGUCAGGCGGUUAAUCCUGCCGCAGAUGUGUGCGAGCCGCGGCACACGCGCAGCCCUGCCUCCGGCUCCUCACUGUGCUCAGGGCGCUGGCCCCUCUGGGGAUUCCUGGCUGUUCCAGACGCCGUCCAAGACGAUGCACCUGGCAAGCCCGGGCGGCACAAAGCCUGGGGGGAAGCUGGCAGCAUGGGGCUGAGCCGGCAAGGAGCUCGUGGCUCCACACCGCGGGCUCGGGCACAGCCGCCCGCCCAACACGGCGGUCCUCGGGCCACGUCUGGGUUCUGGCAGCCGCCUGCAGACUUGGAGGCCUCACCCGAGCCCCUGCGCUGUGACCCACGUGCCUCCUCCCGGGGGUUCCUGCUUCUCCCAGCUCCCCUGCCCCUCCCCCUGCUCUGACUCCAAGCCCAAGGUGAACGUCCAGCAGGGAGCCUCCCUGCACCCCAGCAGGAGUGGGAGACAGCACCCCAUCGUCCCUGUGUGAGCCGGCCAGAGCCCCUUCCCUGCGGCCAGGCCAGGGCACCCACAACUCUGCCUCUGAGAUGCGGCAGCUGCUGGCAGAGACGGCCGACGGCCCGAGCACUCGUGGCCUAGCAGUGAAUGGAGGGGAGGGCGUGGACUCUCGGGGGGCUGUCCAGGGCCGGUGCCAGGCCGGGAGGCAGAGGAUGGAGCAGCGGCAGCCGGCCUGGCCUCGGGUGGCCCCAGCCCGGGGAGCAGCAGCGGUCAGCAGGGCUGGCCUCCUCCCUCCCCUGCACUGGCCACUGACAGAACCUAACAGAGGGGUGCCCAGAAGAACCAGGGGCAGCAGCCUGGCACUGCUAGGGCCUGGGCGCCGCUGAGGAGUGGGCAAGAGGAGUCCUCCCUGGACAGCUCCCCUGCCUGCAGACACAGGGCCAGCAGCCGAGCCCCCGCCCCCCGCCCCGUGCCCUGGAGGGGCACUUCCAGCGGCCACAGGCCCUGCCUGAGGAGGUCAGGAGGCAGCCAGGUGCUGCCCCCAGAGCUGGCCUGUGCUGCCAUGGCACCCCUCCCCCACCCACACUUCCUCCGUUCCGGAACUCACGGUUGGAGGUUAUGGGAGGCCCACUCGUGUGGGACAGGCGGGGGAGGGGAGCGGGGCAGAGCAGGAGAAGCGUCCUCCUAGCCCGAAGCCCUGAGAAGGCCAGACGAGGGGGAGGGUCCGGGGCCCGCCCCUGCUGGAGGAGCGCCUUGUGGGGGGGGGGCCGGCUGGUCGCUGCGUGAGCAGCAGACUCCUUCGUCCCUGUCUCCGGGGCGUAGGCACGCGGAGGUGGACACUGGGGGUUUCUGCUGAGCGAGGAUGCGGCCCUGCUUCAGACCGAAGACCCCUCGGCCGGCACCGGGCGACCCCAGCAGAACGCGGAAGCGGACGCUGUCUGCACGCCACGCCGUCCAGGCGGCUCGGGGCCGCGCGAGCUGGGGCGGGCGGCGGACCCGGCGCCAGGCGGGACCGGGGCCAGGGGCUCCCCCUCUGCAGUUUGGCCCGCGGGGCGCGAGCGUCUCGCUGGGGAAGACGACGGGAGAGCGGGAGAGCGCGGAUCCCCCGACAGCGCAAAGUGGCUGGGGCCGGAGCUGACCCGGUCCCUGCGGGCGCCCCGGGACGCUCCUCCCCGCGCGCGGCCGCCUCCUCCCCCGCGGCCUCGCUCUCCCCCUCCCCGCGCCGCAGGAGGCGGGCAGGUCCGGGCGGGGCCGAGCGCACAGCCCCUUGCUCGCGGCCCCGCCGGGCGGCGCCGUGCCCCGCAGGACCAGCUGCGAGCCGGGCCGAGGACCGAGCCGCCCGCGGGCGCGGGGGACAUGAAGUUGGGCACGCGCGGGCCUCGGAGCGGGGGCGCGGUGGGCGCGGGAGCCGUGCGUGUCUAGAAUCCGCUCGGUGCGCCAUGGAGCUCCGGGCGCCGCCGCCGCCGCUGUUGCUGCUGCUGCUGCUGGGGGCCGGCCUCCUGCCCGCCAGCGGCCGCGUGGAGACCCGGGCCCACGCAGAGGAGCGGCUGCUGAGGAGGCUCUUCAGUGGCUACAACAAGUGGUCGCGGCCAGUGGCCAACAUCUCGGACGUGGUCCUCGUCCACUUCGGCCUGUCCAUCGCACAGCUCAUUGACGUGGGGGCGAGAGCUGUGGAUGGGCCAGCAGGGGCCGAGGAGACAGCCCCCAUCUCCUGGUCGGCGGCAGCACAGCCGGCCUCGGGGGCUGCUGCAGCUUGCUCAGAGCCGGGAAGAGGGGCAGGACGAGAAGAACCAGAUGAUGACCACAAACGUGUGGGUGAAGCAGGAGUGGCAUGAUCACAAGCUGCGCUGGGACCCGGCUGACUACGAGAACGUCACCUCCAUCCGCAUCCCCUCCGAGCUCAUCUGGCGGCCGGACAUCGUCCUCUACAACAAUGCCGAUGGAGACUUCGCAGUGACCCACCUGACCAAGGCCCACCUGUUCCACGACGGGCGGGUGCAGUGGACGCCCCCGGCCAUCUACAAGAGCUCCUGCAGCAUCGACGUCACUUUCUUCCCCUUCGACCAGCAGAACUGCACCAUGAAGUUUGGCUCCUGGACCUACGACAAGGCCAAGAUCGACCUGGUGCGCAUGGACAGCCGCGUGGACCAGCUGGACCUGUGGGAGAGCGGCGAGUGGGUGAUCGUGGACGCCGUGGGCACCUACAACACGCGCAAGUACGAGUGCUGCGCGGAGGUGUACCCCGACAUCACCUACGCCUUCGUCAUCCGCCGGCUGCCGCUCUUCUACACCGUCAACCUGCUGGUGCCCUGCCUGCUCAUCUCCUGCCUCACCGUGCUGGUCUUCUACCUGCCGUCCGAGUGCGGCGAGAAGAUCACGCUCUGCAUCUCCGUGCUGCUCUCGCUCACCGUCUUCCUGCUGCUCAUCACUGAGAUCAUCCCGUCCACCUCGCUGGUCGUCCCGCUCAUCGGCGAGUACCUGCUCUUCACCAUGGUCUUCGUCACCCUCUCCAUCGUCAUCACCGUCUUCGUGCUCAACGUGCACCACCGCUCGCCGCGCACGCACGCCAUGCCCGCCUGGGUGCGCCGCGUCUUCCUGGACCUCGUGCCGCGCCUGCUCUUCAUGAAGCGGCCGUCCACGGUCAAGGACCACUGCCGCCGGCUCAUCGAGUCCAUGCACAAGAUGGCCGGCGCCCCGGGCUUCUGGCCCGAGCCCGCGGGGCCGCCCGGCCGGGGCCCCGCCCCAGCCCCGUCCUUCUGCACGGCCCCCGCACCCCCGGCGGAGCCCCGGCCUGCCUGCCCGUCACCCUCCAAUAAGGUCCCCCUUCAGCGGCCCGCGGAGUUGGGGAAGCCCAGCCCCUGCCCCUCGCCUGGCCCUGCCAGAGCCAGGUCCCUCAGUGUCCAGCACGCACCCCGCCCCAGCGAGGGGGCGGAGGACGGCCUGCGGUGCCGGUCUCGGAGCAUCCAGUGCUGUGUUCCCGGGGACAAAGCUGCCCCGCAGGCGGCCGGCUCCCCCGGCUCCCCUGCCUCCCCCGGCUCCCCCGCCUCCCCUGCCUCCCCAAAGGCCCUGCCUGCUGCACUCCCCCCAGCCCCGCCCUCCCUCUGCACCUGCACCUGCACCUGCCGGAGGGAGCCGCCUCGGGUGCCCCCAAGCACCACGCUCAAGGCUCCGCCCCCGCCCCUGCUGCUGUCCCCAGCCCUGGCGAGGGCUGUCGAGGGCGUCCAGUACAUCGCUGACCAGCUGCGGGCCGAAGACGCAGAUUUCUCGGUGAAGGAAGACUGGAAGUACGUGGCCAUGGUCGUCGACCGCAUCUUCCUCUGGGUGUUCGUGGUCGUCUGCCUGCUGGGCACUGUUGGGCUCUUCCUGCCACCCUGGCUGGCCGGCAUGAUCUAGGCCCCAGUGGAGGGAGGCGCCCCCGCCGCUGGACGCCCACCUGCCCCCUCGCCCAUGCCCGCUCCAGGCACGGCCGGGGAGGCCAGGCGGGCUGGUGAGUUCCGUCCAACAGGGCAGCAUCACAGGCGACUCGGCCACCUGCUGGCCUGCAGAGGGGACUUGCCAGGUCCCGACCGCCCACUGCUAGCCCCACACGCCCCCUCGACCCCCUGGGACCCCACAGGCCUCCGAGGAGUUGAGGUCCUGGCCUCUGCUUCUGCCCUCCCCCCUCCCCAGUCCCAGGCCCGUCCUCCUUCCCCCUAACGUGCCAGGAGUGAGUUCCUGAGUUCUCCACGCUCUGCCCAGCGGCCUUGAAGGAAGGGGGAGGCACCCGGAGGGAAUCGGGCAGCAGACCCCUCCCCCGGCAGCCCCAAGGGCACUGACAUUUCAUGACGUCCCAGGGUCUUGGGGGCUGCAGAGUGCCCAGGUCCCAGGUUCUGCCUCCGUGCACAGCCUGGGGACCCUCUCUGGGGCUGUAGAGAGAUGCAGGAAGGACUUCCUGUCUCAUAGGCCAGGAGAGGCCAGGGCUGCCUUGAGCCCAGCUCACGGGAACAGUUAGGGGCGGGGGCUGCAGAUCUAGGGGUCCCUGGUCCAGCGUCCUGCCUCAUCUGGGAUGGGGUGCAUGUGGGUACCUGCUGCCUGGAGGGGGGGGCCACGCCUCACCCCCAGACAGCAUUUGGUGGGAGGAAACCCCCCCUGGGGCCACAGGAGUCUCUGGACCCUCACCAGCCGGGGCCAGGCUUGGGGCUGAGCCUAGGGCCUCGGUGGUCUCCUCCCUGGGGCAGCGCCUGGCUCCCAGGGCCUGAGAGGAGUGAGUGGACCUCUGAAUGACGGCUCGAGGCCUCCAGCACCAAGCCUGGCUGGUGCCGGUACAGUGACACGGGCCUGUGUCAGCUGCAUCUGCCCACACACACGCUCAGCUCCCUUGGGCACCGGGGACCCGCCUGCUGAGCUUGGACCUGCCUGGCUUCUGGGAGCUGUCCAGGCAUCGACGCGCUGCGGACCCCGGGCUCUCAGGGCGAGUUCACCCCAGGACCACGGGGUGAGGCUGAGGACACCAGGCCUCAGAGGAGGGCAUGGACACAGACCCCAGACCCUAGUCCAUGCCACGUGGGCAGAUCAACCGCCAGCCUCAGGAGGGGCCUCGCUGUGGGCGGGUGGCCAGUGCCCCUUGCUGGCCAGAAGACUGUGCCGCAUGGACACUGCCGGCUGCCGGCCACCACUGGGACCCUCACUUCUGUCCCUUUCAGAAACGACAGAGAUCCCAGCACCUAAAGCAAAGCCACGGCCACCCCAUUGUCCCCCCAUCCCCCGUCCCUAUUGUCCCCCCACCCCCACUGUGCUGUCCACGGGCACCGCGCAGGCCCUCAGUUGGCUGAGAACUGGCGACGCCGCACCCAGGCCGCGCCUGCAGGCCCCCGUGCGUCCCCUCCCCCAGCUCCCAGAUGCUCCUGUUCCGGAACCUUGAGUGGUGUCCAGGGCCUGGCCCUCAGUAGUCCCAUGCUGUGCCCGGUUCCUCUGCCCCAGGGAAGGCGCUGUUGGCCCAGGCUUGGUGCCUGUGUCUAUGCUGACCGCGUGCUCUCUGUGUGUCAGGACGCUGGCCUCAGGGGGCUGGUCAAUCCCUUGUCCACCUCACAACAGCGUUUCCCACUCCUUAGAGACUGGCUGGGGUGGGUGGAUGGCAGGAGCCUCCUGUGGGACCCCCAGGGUGGCACACACAGCCUGGCCCGGCCCGUGGAAGCCCCGGGACAGGACCCAGGCUCCCCAGCCGUCCUGCCUCCUGCCCAGCCCCGCCCACUGCUCCCUGGAGGCAAUAAACCGUGUCAGGAGCUCG
This is a messenger RNA of Oryctolagus cuniculus (rabbit), 7531 nucleotides long. It is a transcript of the gene CHRNA4, whose product is annotated as cholinergic receptor nicotinic alpha 4 subunit. Gene Ontology annotation, cellular component: postsynaptic membrane. Gene Ontology annotation, biological process: monoatomic ion transmembrane transport. NCBI's taxonomy places the organism in Eukaryota, Metazoa, Chordata, Mammalia, Lagomorpha, Leporidae. Gene Ontology annotation, molecular function: acetylcholine-gated monoatomic cation-selective channel activity; transmembrane signaling receptor activity. The record is from RefSeq and is a predicted model, not a curated record.